Messenger RNA from Cooperia oncophora, 219 nucleotides. Lineage: Eukaryota; Metazoa; Nematoda; Chromadorea; Rhabditida; Trichostrongylidae. The record is from the annotation of a GenBank genome assembly.
AUGUGCAACUCAUUCCAGAAGGCUUCGGAACGUGAAUCUGAUGAAGCACCAGGAGCAGCAUCGCCGGCCGCACCGCCUGCUCCAAAACCACCAGCUGUUGGAGGGAUCGCAGGGACACAUGAUCCGAACUAUCAAACGCUGGCCGGUGUCGGUGGUGAUAUCUUUGGAGCGGAUAAGAAAGGAGGUGGUGAUGCACCAAACCUGCCGCUCCUGCUGUAG